AUGGCUGUACAAAGUGUAAAUGCAAAAGCUAUGGAAGUAUCUGAUACAAGUCAACAAUCUGUUUCGAAAGUUCUUUCCUCAACACAAAAGUCUGACUCUGAAAAAACACAAUCCAUGGAAGAAUUGGAGUCGAAAACGAUGCACUUAACAGAAAUAUCUUCUAAAGCUGAAGAAUUCUCAAAAAAGCCUAGCAAACAUGGUUUGGAAACUCUCGAGAAAGACAAAUCAAUUACUUGUGUAGAAGAGAAGUUCGAUAACGAGAAAUUUAGGGAUGAUAAAUUAAAUCCAAUAAAACAUCAUAUUCCAACGAAGUCAUCAAUGCGUAUCACUGUCCAUCGAGAUCUUCCCGAUUUUACGCGGGAAGAAACGGCGUCAUCAUUCACUAAACAGAAUGAUCCGAAACCAAUUGCAUAUAAUCUUUCAAAACGGAAAGUGAAGACAGCGGAACCAUUAAAAACGGAAAAAAUUAGUUAUAGAGGGGAAAAUAAUCGAUUGUCACAGCAUCAAAAUUCUGAAAUGAUUAAAUCAAUCGCAGAAAAGAUUCCAAUGAAUAAAACUUGUCGAUUAACACCACAUUGGUGGAAUGAUCAGGAAGCAUUCGUUGGAAAUAUUAUAGAAACUACUCGUUAUUUCCAAGCAUUAAAUUUAUCAAUGAAUCAAACUGAACAACGUUUUGAAAUUUUUGAAGAUGAAAAUACUGUUAAAAUAUUGAAACCAUUUAAUGGACAAAUGUAA
Molecule: messenger RNA, 735 nt
Organism: Loa loa (African eye worm)
Lineage: Eukaryota; Metazoa; Nematoda; Chromadorea; Rhabditida; Onchocercidae
Exons: 3
Coding region: 1-735 (244 amino acids)
Source: RefSeq, a predicted model, not a curated record